Messenger RNA from Naumovozyma dairenensis CBS 421, 2214 nucleotides. RefSeq names its product DEAD/DEAH box helicase family protein. The record is from RefSeq and is a predicted model, not a curated record. Gene Ontology annotation, molecular function: nucleic acid binding; ATP binding. The annotation marks the transcript as partial. Lineage: Eukaryota; Fungi; Ascomycota; Saccharomycetes; Saccharomycetales; Saccharomycetaceae. The transcript has a single exon.
AUGGUUCUGUGGCCUAUCCUGACGUACUAUACUUUAAAUACUUAUCGUCAACUUGUGGACUCCAUUAGGGCUUUGUCCACUUAUUCUGUUUUGUAUAGAUAUCUCAAUAACGGAGUCAUUCCUGGUGAUUCAAAGGCUGACGAAAUCUUCUUUAAUCAUGUCAGUGAAUCUUGGAAUUGGACCAAAACUAUGUAUCAAAGGUUGACCACUGCCUACAUGGAUUACAAUAAGUUUAACGUCAAGGUGUGCCAACCGGAUGCCGUUUUGAUCUCUGGUAAGAGAUUCUCCAGAACGUACAUCCAAGAAUUUUAUACCAACAUGACAGCCAGGUUUGAUGGCAACAUUGAUAAAUUAAAACAUUACUUCCUCAAGCUCUGGUCCGUGAAACAUAUUGCUGACACCCUUUUAAAUUCCGGUGCAAACUCCAAUUUUUGUGAAAGUAGAGCUGCUCCCAAGGAUUCAUUGUUUCUUUUAUUUACAGAAAAACAAUUGUCUUUGCAAAUGCCACAAACUGUUCCAGAAGUUACACUCGACACCGACGUUGUGACCCAAAUCGUAUCAGAUAUGGGUGUGUGUGUAAUGUGGAUGAUAUACUUUUCUGCUACUGGUCCUUAUCGUUUUCCUGACAUGGUUAUUUUGAAAUACGCUGGUAACAACAGAAACUUAUUUAUCGAUCCAGAAACCAGAUGUUUGGAAAUCAUCACUUCAUAUUCCAAGACAAGACGUGAGGAAUACUUGUGCAAGACGUUGGAUAAACAAACGUCUGACUAUUUGUUUUAUUAUAUUUUUGUUGCAAGGGCUGUAUUGAAACACUCCAUGGGUGAGAACUAUGAUGGUAUGAACAAGGAUUUAUUCCAAGAUACUAAUACAGUGGCGGAACAGUAUUUGUUAAGAAAUUAUCUGUCAAGAUCUGUUGGUAAUGGUGAAUCGGAGGAAGACUGGGAUCCGGUUAGAUACUCGAAGAUUGUGUUAAACUCCUUUGUAUUUGUUGAUUGCGUGUCACAUUCGUUGAUGAAUUAUAGCAAGUUUGCUGCGUUUAUGAAACUGUACCCUGCAUCAAUUAGUGGAACCUCCAGGCUAUCCUUCAGAGAGAUGAGGCACGGGAUGAUCAAGCUUGUUAGGGAAUACGUUAAAGUAGAGGGUGAGAGUUUCGAAGUAAUGAACAUGAAGGAGAGGUUGGCUGGUCAUUCUGCUGCUACAGGUCAAUCUGUGUAUGCCAAUGAUGUUGAAACUGGUACUGGGUCGGAUGCGUCGUUGGAGGAGAAAUACGCUUCCUUAAUCAAUAGUGCCUGGCAAAAUUGGUUGGGGCUUGGUUAUGGCAAAGAAAGAGAAGAAGGUGGGUCUGCUGUAGCUAGGAAUGCAUGUGUCAAGAAAUACUUUUCAACAAAUGGGUCUAUCAAGGAUUUGUUUGUUGCCGGUAAGAAGUUGUAUGGUAAGGAAUUUCGAUUCAGAGAAGGUCAAUUUGAUGUUGCUGUGGAAAUUUAUUUAUCAGGAACUCAGAUCAUCCCUAUUCAAGCUCUUCCAGGUUUUGGGAAAACUGCUCUGUUUCAGAUCCCUUUGGUUGCAUUAUCUUAUGGUGAACAAAAGACUGUCUCAUUUGUGUUUGUCCCUUAUGUUUGUUUGUUAUCGAAUAUGAAACUAAGACUAUCUUCAUGUGGUAUCAACUGUGGUAUUCUCAAGGAUUUGUUUGUUAAUGGUCCAGCUGUUGAAGAGAAAAACUUGUUUUGUGAUGUUUACGUUGGCACCUUUAACGAUUUAGGUUCUGAGAAUUUUGUCCGGUUGGUCAAUAAUUGGUACAAUAUAUAUCAAGAUUGUAUUCUAGGUAUGAUUGUCAUUGAUGAGUUUCACAACUUAGAGACUGAACAAUCGUACCGUGGACAAUCUUUUAGAUUGAUUCCUGAGAUUAACUUUAAUCUUGCUUGGAAGGUGGUGGUGAUGACAGGUACUGCUGGUGAAAAGGGUAUGGUCAAACCUAUGAAAUUUAUUGGUUAUGACAAGGAGAUGUGUACGUCGAUGGUGUCCAAUAAGAACAGAAUCUUGUACUUUGAUUUGGUUAAUCAAAUUCCUCUCAAGAAUAUUGUGAAGAAGUUCCAAGCUUUUGAAAGAUCUACUGUGGCAGAGACUGAGGUGGAAAAGUUGGUAGAUAGAUUCAUGGAGUAUGAUACCAAGUCCAAGGUGAUUAUUGUUUGCAAGGAGAAGGUUACUGUUGAGAAG